This is a messenger RNA of Ahaetulla prasina, 7889 nucleotides long. RefSeq names its product solute carrier family 25 member 10 (gene SLC25A10). NCBI's taxonomy places the organism in Eukaryota, Metazoa, Chordata, Lepidosauria, Squamata, Colubridae. Gene Ontology annotation, molecular function: thiosulfate transmembrane transporter activity; sulfate transmembrane transporter activity; antiporter activity. The coding region runs from base 478 to 1338 and encodes 286 amino acids. The record is from RefSeq and is a predicted model, not a curated record. Gene Ontology annotation, cellular component: mitochondrial membrane. The transcript is spliced from 11 exons. Gene Ontology annotation, biological process: malate transmembrane transport; mitochondrial transport; phosphate ion transmembrane transport.
CUCCAAAACAUACAUGUUGAAUAGAAUAGAAUAAAAUAGAAUUUUUUUAUUGGCCAAGUGUGAUUGGACACACAAGGAAUUUGUCCAUAAAUACAACAUUUUAGGAUUACAAGUCCUUAAUCUAUGUUAUAACGUCAUAAAAUAGUCUUUAGGCGGCCGUCUUACAUAGGAAAAAGGAGCUUUGCGGCUUGGUGAAAACGUCUUAGGAGCCGCCUUAGACUUUAAUGCCAAUCCCGGAAAUUCGAGUCCCUCUCGCGAAAGAGAAGCCCGCGCGGGAACCCGCACUGGCUCUCCUGCAAGCUGCGCACCUUUGGCCUCCCGGUUGCUCUUUUAAGCUCUCCCGCCUCCUCCUCAGUCGCUCUCGGCGUUGCCCGUUUAAGGCCGCCUCGGUCGGGUGUGCGGAGCGGAGGCUGGGCUUGCCGGAUCCGAAAGACGGAAGGAGGGGAGGGAUCGGCGAAAGCCAGUCUCGCCGGCAGGAUGGCGGAGAAGCGCGUGUCCCGCUGGUACUUCGGGGGCCUGGCCUCUUGCGGGGCGGCAUGCUGCACGCACCCGCUGGAUUUACUCAAGGUUCAUCUGCAAACUCAGCAGGAAGUGAAGAUGCGCAUGACAGGGAUGGCGCUACGUGUGAUUCGCAACGAUGGUUUUCUAGCACUCUACAAUGGGCUCAGUGCCUCGCUUUGCCGACAAAUGACGUACUCUCUCACCCGCUUUGCCAUCUAUGAGACAGUGCGAGACAGCUUGAGCCAGGGUGCCCAGGGGCCAUUGCCCUUCUACCAGAAGGUGCUGCUAGGUGCAGUAGGAGGAUUUACUGGUGGAUUCGUGGGGACCCCAGCUGACAUGGUGAAUGUCAGGAUGCAGAAUGAUAUUAAGCAGCCGGCACAUCUGCGACGCAACUACUCCCAUGCCUUGGAUGGCCUGUAUCGGGUGUUUCGUGAAGAGGGUGUGAGGAAAUUGUUCUCAGGAGGAACAAUGGCAUCCAGCAGAGGAGCCUUGGUUACCGUUGGACAGCUCGCUUGCUAUGACCAGGCAAAGCAGUUGGUUCUUGGGACCGGUUUACUCGCUGACAAUAUUUUUACUCAUUUCCUGGCCAGUUUUAUUGCCGGAGGAUGUGCUACAUUCCUGUGUCAGCCCUUGGAUGUGCUAAAAACACGACUUAUGAAUUCCCAAGGCGAAUAUCGGGGUGUCAUGCACUGUGCAGUGGAGACAGCCAAGCUUGGGCCAUUGGCUUUUUAUAAGGGCCUUGUUCCUGCCGGCAUUCGCUUGGUCCCUCAUACUGUGCUCACCUUUGUCUUCCUGGAGCAACUACGCAAAUACUUUGGGAUUAAAGUAUUGACCUAAGGGAGAAGAGACUUUUUAGAGUUAAAAAAAAAGAUGGGGAACAGGGACUACAGAGUCCCAGAAUUGUUGGGUGUCAUAUUCUUUCCCUCCUUGAGGGGCAGGUAUCCCCUUCAGUGCCAGGGCACUGUCUGACAUCUCACAGAAAGUCCUUGUUUGGCAUCUGCUCAUGGCCAGCUCUUCAAUAUGAUUUGGUGCCUACUAGUGGAGUAGCCCACUAGGAUUUUCAGUGACCAGUCCCCAAUACCUCUCUUCUCUGCCCGUCAGCACCCAUCAGGACCUUUUCAGUGUUGAAGGCUUGCUGAUACCACAGCAUUCCUCAUCAACCCCCAGCCUCUCUGUCACCUUGCCAUAAUAGCCAGCAUUCCAACAGCCAUGUCUGAUUUUUUUCUUAUUAAUAUGCUUAAUAUUGUAAUUAUUAAUAUUAAAUUAAUAUAAUUAAUAUAAUAUAAUUAAUAUUAUAAUUAUUAUUAAUAAUAAUAAGCCACACACACACACUUUUCAUUGCUCUCCUAGUCUCGUGUAUAGCCGUACCCUUCCCAUCUGUGUGAGGAUUCCUUUCUCCCCAAGCGGAAGGGUGUUGGCCCUUAUGUGGGAGGGAGAUCCUUCAUCACAAGCUUGUCUCACUUGUUACAAUUAGGGGCUGGAAAGGGGUUCUGGUAGCUGCUGAGGGCAGUUGAUAGCAAUAUCAGGCAGGCCGGGGCCUUGACAUACCGGGGCCUCCAAUUAUUAUUCAAUAAUGUGGAGAAAACAAUGCUUUUCUCACUCUGUCCUGCCUGCUCCCUUUCUCCUACCUCAGUCUUCUUUUACUCUUAGAGCUGCAGUCCAAGGAACAAGUGGUCCUCUGCGUUUAUUUCCUGGGUUUGUGGCAUUGGGCAAGUGAUGUUCUUCCACACACCCCAGUCUGUAGCCAGUCUAAUAUCACUCUUCUCCUUCAAUUGCCUCCUUAAGCUUGUUCAACCAAAGCCUUCUGAAACCAAAGGGCCUUAUACUGAUGAGAGACUGCCUUGGAAACUCCUAUCUAAGAGGGAACAGGUUUCCUGAAUGGAUGUAGAUCUUCCCCCAUCCUGUGAAUGGGCAGUGCAGCUGCUCACUUAAAUUCAGAGAUGGGAGGUAAAAUUGGAAAGGCCUUGUGAGGUCCUUGGAACAAUAAAAAAAAAAGUAGCCUAGCAGAUGGGCUCCUUAUUGUCCCCGUGGGAUAUGGGCUUCGGUGUCAAGUCAGAAGGCCACCAAUUUUUUAGAGUAACUACAGUAUAUUUGUUUGUCGAGCUUUUAUCCUGAGCCUUUCUGGUACCACUGGAAGAAGAAUCAAAGGCUGUGGAAUCUUCCCAGAUUGCCUUGCUCUUACUGUGACAGCAUCCAGAUCCUACUGUAACAUUGAUGUAUUCUUCGUUUUUCUGUCUCGGAGCCUGUUUAAUGAAACAAUUUUGGGACAUCUAUUGAUUUUAUCCUCCACCAACCUGUGGAAGGGCUGCUGGCCACAUUCAAUGUGCCAUUCGGGGGUGGGUGGGGAGUGAUUAUUGCCAAUUCCAAGAAUCAGAGCCAGUGAUCAGCACUUUAGGAAUCACGAAAAUAAAGUGAUUGUGCAAAGUAGGUGUUAUUUAUUUCUGGAUUGCCAAACAACCUUAUAUGCUGCAAUAUUCAUUCCAGAAUUGAAGCUGCAAAUACUUGGAGCAAGAACUGUAUAAUUGUAGAGAGAAGAGGGUGGUGAAACUGGAUUGACGACAUGGAUUAAUUUUCCACUGGAAUUAGUUUUCAAAACUGCAGGAAUGUUUUGAGAAUUUGUCUUUCUGAAUGAUUUUUCAUAUUUGGAUCACCAAUAAUUUCACUGAAAUUUCACCGUAGUUGUAGGAGAUGGCCUGACAGUAGUGUUAAUAAUUAAAGAUCGGGAUAUGUGGAAUCGUAUGAUUCAUCUACUGGCCCUUUUGACAAAUGACCAAUUAGCCAUUAAUUGAGAAAGAUGGCACAAAAAUUUACCCAAGCAGUUAAAGCAACUGUUUUACAUGGGAAGUAAAAAGAAAUAGAAGGCAGGAGCUUAUUAUGAAUGGUAUAUAGCAAAACCUUACAAGAUCCUGGUGACGAGUGAAAUCUACUUAUCUUCGCUUCCGGUUCGCAAAUGUGUGAGAGAGAGAGUGCUGUGCACACACACGCCUCUUCCACGCAUGCACAGAGCCUUCAAAGCUUUCCUUCUCAGAAUUUUUCUGUGAUUAAAGGAGAAGUUGAUGAAAUCCCUACAUAGGGUAAGGCAAAGUUUAAUUCUUCAGGCUCAGAGAAUCGCCAAUCUUUGUUUUGAAUUUGAGCUGCUAGCUCUGCUCUGUGACAGGCAGUGGCCAGAAUUACUGAGCAGUUCCUUAAAUGAGUCCUGAAAAGAUAGGGUGAGGGGUACUGCUAAUUUCCAAGCUGUGCUCCUCAGUCAUGGUAUGCAAGCCUGAAUGGUGUACAGUCCACAGCUACCAUGUUGCUGGAAACUUUUGCCAUGCUAUGGGCCGCCUCCUGUGUGGCCUGCCUCACAGAUGAGCCCGGCAAGUGUUGCCAAUUAAACCUGGAGUGAAAGCUCAUGGUGAAGUUUAAUGAUCCUUGGCGUAGCAUUUUGUUCAAAGUGUGGCUGCUUUGAGCAAUGAUCCAGUGUCCAGAGGUAGAAAUAUCCUGCAGGACAAUGUUUUCCAAUCCAGGCAAUUUUGAAAUGUCUGUCCUCCAAUUCCGGAGUUGAAGUUCAGACAUUUAAAGUUGCCAGGAAUAGGAAACACCGCUGUAGGAUCUGUUAGUGACUGAGGCAUCCUGAGGAAUAGAAAGGGGUCUAAGGAAUCAUGUUUCCUUUGCAACCAUCACUGAAAAAGCCCCUGAGGUUUUGGGAGGGGUCAGAAAGUACUUUGGCUGCAUUGGUUCUGUCAGCUUGAAGGUUUGGCCUCUGAGUACAAAGAAGGAUACAAAGAAAAACAUGAAUAUUGUAUUCACAAAAGAGGGAAGGGGGACUCCCUCACCCUGCCCAGCUUGGCACUCUAAUACUAAAUUGAUGGAUGAUGACUCUAAACACUGGAGCUGUUGAGAUGGUGCAGCCACUCUUGCCGCUCAGCAGAUGGAGCUCAAGCAUUGAUGGCUCCUUCCAGUGUUAGCCCUGGAGAGGAAACGUGCAGCUCAUGGUUUUGUUUUCAAUUUUCGAGCAUUUUUUUGCACAUACGUAUUGUGGUCUGGAUCAGACCAACUCUGGUUGCAACACGAUGACAGAGGGAAGCUUCCACAGUUCAAUGUUCCCUACAGAAGUUUAGCUCUACAGGGAAAUAAGAAGGGAUUGUAGCUAUUGGAGAUCGCCAAGUGCACAUGGUACAGCUGUGUUUCCCACAAAUUUGGAUCUUUCCUAUAUAGUGAAAAUCAAUCAUGCUUUAAUCUAGCAUUUUGUGAGAACUUCUGGUUAGUUUCUGAUCAGUGCGUUUUGAAUACAAAAAAUCUGAGCUGAGGAAACCGGUUUUAAUAUAGGUAAAGCUCUAGUUUAGGGGUGUCAAACUCAAGACCAUCCUGGAAACAGCAAAGGACCACCCCGCAGUGCUUCUGCCACGCAGCUCUCCUGAGCUCCAUUUUCACUGGCAGAGGGUUGCAGGAGGCCGUGGCAGCCGAAAAUUGAGCUUGGGAGCCUGUGUUCACUGGCAGGGUGCUCAGGCCCCCAAGGUCAAACUCAACCCUGAUGUGACCCUCAAUGAAAUCGAGUUUGUCACCCCCUUGUUUAUUCUGUAGAUAAAUUAUAGUUAAAUCAUGGGUAAGUGCAUCAUGCAAACCACAGCCUAUAUGCAGCUGUGGUGUGCUGGGUAAGUGUAUACUACUGGCCCCUACAUACUAUUCUGCAUUGAACACUGCAGUGUUGCUAAAAGGUGAGCCCUAUUUGGCUUAGCAGCCCACUAAAACAUCUAAAACAAAUGAUAUGACAAUAAGAGUGGUUCUGCCUCAGCAGCUCUCAGUUCUUAAGAUAGACCAAGCAAUAUGCUAUCUUCAAGGGACAGAGUCAAAGAAAGCUGAUCCUGCUCACCCCACUCACACAUCCCCCAUUAGUGCCCCCCCACCUCUUGAAUAUUCUAAAUCUGGAAUGAAACAUGACUUCAGUUUUUGAAGUCUUUCAGCUUGGCAUAAAAUAUCUUUAGAAAUAUUCCUUAAGGGGCUUUCUAUUAAUUAUUAAUAUUGUGGGAUUAAUAUGGAUCUGAUCCUUUGUGGGUGGUUAAAUUGCAUUUGAGAUUCUGCUCACUGUUGAAAUCCCAUUUUAGAUUAAGCUGAAAGAAAACAAAAACACAGUUCACAUACCUAUUAUAGUUCACAUACCUAUUAUAGCUUAACCACAAUGCAAGUUUACUGGUAAUCCUCAACAUACAAAUUCCUGUUUAGCAAGCAUUCAAAGUGAGGGUUUCAAUGGCACUGAAAAAGCUGACUUCUGACUAGUCCUCACACAACUGUUGCAGCAUUCCCACAGUCACUUGACUGAAAUUCAGGCACUUAGCAACCAGCAUGUAGCUACGAUAGCUCCAGUUUAUCCAAAGUCAUAUUUGUGAUUGUCAUUUGCAACUUUCCCAGUUGGCUUCUGACAGAGUAAAUGGGGGAAGCUGGAUUUGCUUAACAAUGGUAAGAUUCUCUUAACAACUACUUGACAACCAUGAGAAAAAAGGUUGUAAAAUUGGGUGCGACUCAGUUAAGAACCUCCUUGCUUAGCAAUAGAAAUUCUGGUCCCAAUUGGGGUUGUGAGUUGAGAACUACCUGUAUGGUGCAAACAUGCUGAUAAAAGAAUUUGAAUCCAGCUCUAGGGGAUCAAGUGGCAAAAAAAAGUCAAAUUCCAACCCUUCUCAAAAUAUCUCUGCUUUCGUGGCCAUUUCAUUCACAAACUGCCAUGUAAAGACCUGGAGGAGAAAGAUAAUUUCCUGACACACUCGGAUUGCCAUUAUGACAUUUUUCCAGGUCACUGUAACUCUAUAAGAAGUAGACUUAUGGAGGAGAUACAUCUCAUACAUCUAAUUUAAUUUCUGAAUUUAUUGUGGACAGGGGAGGUAGUGGAGUGCAUGCUGAAAACAGAGAUGGAGGAGGCUUAAUGUGUGUUACUAUGAAAGGUUGGAGGAUGAGACAUUUUUUUGAGUCCUGAUUUGAAACUCUCUGACAGUGGAGAAAUGGAUAUGCAAGUUCCCUUUGCUAAAAGGUAUUUCAGAUUCAGAUCUUGUUUCGUGUUGACACGCCAUAAGAACUGCAGAUGAUACACACUAUGUAUGGCUGGUAAUACAGUGACAUCGCUGGGAGGAAUGGGAAAGCUGAACUAUUCAACAUUUUUGGGUGGGAUAAAAAGAGACAAAGUGGCUGCUUUAAGCUUUGGUGCUGAUCAUAAUUGGCAGUUUUGUCUGCUCUUCAGUGGGCACUGUUUGGGGAUGAUCUUGAGACUGAAAAACUAGAUUUGGGUGCGGUGGGGUGGGCCUCCUGGUGCAGCUCUUGUUCUGUCAUCCCAGCAUUCAACUUGAUUUUGUUUCAGGUUAGUUAGCCUAAAUAACUUAAAUGAAGGUAUCUGACUUUGUUGGAAACUGCCCCAGGCUUUUCCAACAUGAGUACUUAUUCCUAUUUCAAGCCAUCUUAUGUACUUAGUUAAAUCUGAUUGUAAAACUUUCAAGUUGAUAUAAAGAACAGUGUCUUUUUCUGAUCCAUUAUAACAAAUGUUCCUUCAUGUACAAACAUAUAAGGGGAUUGUUAAAAUGUACAAUAUUUAUGAUCUGCUUUUCAAUAUAAAUAGUAAAGUUUGUGUGUGUGUGUGUGUGUGUGUGUGUGUGUGUGUGUGUGUAGAUCUCUCUCUCUCUUUUGCUCUUGCUCUCUCUCCCUCUCCCUCUCCCCCUCUCCCCCCCCUCUCAUAUAAAACCAGCUGUCAUGCACAUUGCAGGGCACAUGGUAAUGACAUACUGCCAGGCACUAAUGGACAGGAUCCAAACUGUCAACAUUUCAACUGCAUGAUAUGGAAAAUUAAGUGGUACAAAUUAGAGUUCCGUAGUCAAGUUAGAAUUCCAUCAUUCAAAUCCCUAAUGAGCUAUGAAACUAGAGGUCCUUGCUCAUCAUCUCUCUUCCUAACUUGGCCCACAGAGGUAUAGAAAGACUAAUUACCUGAAGUUUUCUGGGGAAAAUAUUAAUAAAUAUAAACUUAGAUUUAUUGGAUUGGCAUGAAAGAUGCCCCAGAGUUCAUGCAUCUCUUUUAAAUUUGAAUAAGUGUACAGUAUCAAGUUUUGUUUUCUUUUUCAAACAAUAGGAUAGAUUUUCCAAGUGAGGAAUGAAGACACAGAUGUUGUUGUUACUGUUUUGUUGUUACAUUCCUUAGAUUUAUUGCUGAAUUCUUCACCAAAGUGGCUCCCAAAGCAGAUAUCAGCUUGCUGGAAAGUUGCUGGAAAGCACCAAACCAGACAGUGUGAUGCCCUUUUAGAGUUUCUUUGGCUUGAAGCCGGCACCCCAACACAAUAGGGGAGAGAAAAUGGACAAGAUGUCACUGGCCAGCAACUGCUAAUUGGGUGAUAGCAGGCAACCAUGUUCUUCAAAGCAGAACACAACUCAUUUCU